Molecule: messenger RNA, 1341 nt
Organism: Parnassius apollo (apollo)
Lineage: Eukaryota; Metazoa; Arthropoda; Insecta; Lepidoptera; Papilionidae
Source: the annotation of a GenBank genome assembly
AUGAGCACGAAUUUAGUUAUAGUAGUAGAAGUAGCUGAUCAAAAUUUUACAAUUGAAGAAGAAGAAUAUUCCUCAGUAUUCAAAUGUAACGAUGCUGAUUCAAACUAUGUGUUUGCGACUGAUAGAACAGAGUAUAAGAAAGGAAAAACACCUGGUAUAGCUCAGAAAGAAUUUAAUGAGUUGUGGGCUGAUGCGAAACAAAAAUAUACUACAAAAGAAGAAUUUAUGAAGUGGGCGAAUGAUCUUUUACUAGAUUACCGCCGAAAGCACCAAGCAAAGAAGUCUUCCAAUAUUCUCUAUUAUUGUUCUAAUUCUAAAAAGAAUGCCAGCGAAAACAUUCCUAUUUCGUCAAUGACAUCCAAUGAGCCAAGUCUACCUGUAAAACUUACGCCUACGAUAUGCGUCUCACCGAUCUGUGCCGAAAUUACUGACGAAGGCAAUGAUACUAUUAAAAGUACCUCAACAGGGGCUCGGAAACGUAAUUGUCAAGAUUUGGAGUGUAGCGACGAGAAUUCACCGGAUACACCAAGUGCAUGCAGCUCUAUACCGCAGCCUGCACGUGCUACUCCUGCACAGGAUAAGUUGAAGAAUCAGAUUUCCCUUCUUCAAAUGGAACUUGACUUAGCUGUUCGUCGUAGGGAUUCUCUGUGCGUCAGUGAAAAUGAGACGCGUGAUGUAACGAAACUGCGCCGAGAAAUUGAUAAAUGCACAAAAGAACUACGGAAGAAGGAGCAACAUAUGCGUCACUCCCAGUCACAUAGAUUAUCAAUAAAAUCAAAGAUUGAACUUGCUUGCAAUCAGAGUCCGAAUGUAACUAAUCUUCUUAAGGCGCGUUCUGCCGCAGGUCGCCCACGCCUGGAAGAACAACAUCCGCAAUUGCUAAAAACUAUCGUCGAUUUGGCUAUGGUUGGUGCUUCUGCGGAGGAACGGCGUCGCUCAGAAAUUGUUCGCAGUUGCCGAACACUUACUGAUCUCCAUGAGAAGCUAAAGGAGCACGGAUUUCAAAUUUCGAAGAGUGGCACGUACCUUCGGUUGCUCCCAAGAAAUUAUACCAACUUGGAGGGCAAAAGGCAUGUAGUCACUGUGCCUGUCAAAUUGUUUCGCCCUGAGGCAGAUCACCAUAAGGCUCACGUCGAUCAACAUUUUUGUGUCGCCACAAUAAGAUCCUUGGAAACGCUGGCAUCUACUCUCGGGCCAAAACAAGUGUUUUUUCUGUCGCAAGAUGAUAAAGCCCGGGUACCUAUAGGUUUGACAGCGGCAAAUAAACAAGCUCCGCUCCUGAUGCAUGUCGAAUAUCGUGUUUCAUUGCCUGACAGAGUGCAGGCAACGAAAAGGAAAUGA